Messenger RNA from Prosopis cineraria, 1999 nucleotides. Its product is annotated as albumin-2-like. The record is from RefSeq and is a predicted model, not a curated record. NCBI's taxonomy places the organism in Eukaryota, Viridiplantae, Streptophyta, Magnoliopsida, Fabales, Fabaceae. The coding region runs from base 423 to 1571 and encodes 382 amino acids. The transcript is spliced from 3 exons.
UCCUACAAAUAUGUCAAUCCCUGCAGACUCACCAUGAAGAGGGGGCGCAUCAGCCUAUCGCCAGCCUUACGCUGAUGAGCUUUUGGGAGUUGAAGCUUUGGUGAGCCAAGUUUACUACAUGAAUAGUGGUCCUGCGGCAAAUCUAGUUGUUGAUGAUAUCAUUUACAGAAGCAGUGACGAUGAGCUAGACGUGAGGUCACGUGUUUCGUUGGGACUUAACUCCAUAUCGAGAAGUGUUUCGUGAUGGGUUUGAAGCAAGGCGUGAAGGUAACACCAAUGCGACCAUUUACUUCAAUUUGUAUCACUUUGUUCAUUUUGCUGGUAGGCCUCUUGAAAUAGCUAGGCCUGCAAAACAUGCUUUCAUUAGCACCACACUUAACAGUUCAUGGCGUCCAAGUCCAAGCCUCCAAGCUGGACAAUCCAUGUGGGUCUAUCGUUACGAGAUCUAUGCUCCUGGUGGUAUUUGGGUUACUCAAAUCCUAGGUGAUCCACAUCAAUACCCUCUUCAAGACGAAGUUACCUUUAUUGGUGCCAUUGUACCUCAAUACAUUCGCUCUGCUCAAUCAUACAUUAUCACACAGCCAUUUGGAUCACGCUUUUUUGUUGUGUGUAGGUAUCAAAUAGUUGAGAGAGAAGAUGACAGACUAUAUAUGAAUCGCUACUUUAAUCCACAGUCGCAUCCAGAGAGGGAGCUUCGUAUACGGAGGCCUAUAUCUAAGUACAAAACUCCUGAUGGUCAAUAUAAGGACCUGACAAAGGUUGAGGUUGAUCCAUUUGAUGAUGAGAGCAGAGCGAACAGGCAAGUCUCGAGGGAUGCAUAUGAUUGGUAUGCAAAUCGUGUGGAAGAUAUAGAUAGCUACAUCAAUGCUGCAUUCCGUGCACGUAGUACCAAUGAAGCCUAUUUAUUCAUGAAAAAUGAUUAUGUGCUGGUGAAUUAUGCUCCGGGAUCAACAAAUGACAGGAUUAUCAAUGGUCCACUUUUGAUUUGUGAUGGCUACCAUUCUCUUGUUGGUACAGCAUUUGGUGAACACGGAAUAGACUGUGCAUUUGACACUGAUGGCACUGAAGCAUUCAUAUUCUCUGGGAAGCUUUGUGCUUGCAUAAACUAUGCUCCGGGAUCUACAAAUGACAGAAUACUCCAAGGUCCUAUGACAAUCGCUGCCAUGUUUCCCUUCUUCAAGGGUACUGCUUUUGAGAAUAGCAUAGAUGCUGCAUUUAGGGCAACAGCAAGGAAUGAAGCUUACUUAUUCAAAGGCGACCAGUAUGCUCUUAUAAACUACAAUUCUAAGACCCAGAUUGCCAUCCGUCGCAUUAACGAAGGCUUUCAUAGUUUCAUAGGCACUAUAUUUGAAAGUGGAAUAGAAGCAGCUUUUGCAUCUCACAGGACAAACGAAGCAUACAUUUUUAAAGGAGACCAAUAUGCACUUAUCAAUUUUGCCCCAGGUUCAACUAAUGACUAUAUAAUUGGUGGUGUGAAGAAAAUCGUUGAACAUUGGCCCUCUCUUAAGUCAAUACUGCCUUGCAAAAAUCGUGGCCUUGAUCAACAUGAUCAUCCUGAUGAUCAAGCAUGAACAACCCAGGCCAUGACGAGCUUUAAGAAGCCAGCUAGGAACAUACUUAGUAUGGUUUCGCAUUAUGUCUGUUCUGUUAAUAAGCCACAUGUUCUUGGACUGAUGAUGAAGGGAACUCACUCAAACCAUUUUGCAAAGCAUUCCCUCUAUUGUGGUGUUACAAGAUGGAGCUUUGCUCACAGAUUCUUCAACAUCUUCCUCUUGCAAUCAUGCUUGACAGCAAACCUUGUAGGUGGGUUGGUAAUGUUUUACAAGUUUGGUGUAUUUCUCUCUCGGGUCCUUCGGUUUAUUUCUUGUGGCACUACUGCGUCGUAACUUCCCAAUGUUUUUGUGUGUUUGUGGUCGUCUCAUGUUGUCCUUUUUGUUGAUGUUUUCAGAUUUGUACUUCUCAUGUUUGUUUAAUAUAAUGCCUUUGCCCUAUUAUUAAA